This is a messenger RNA of Seriola aureovittata, 2159 nucleotides long. Its product is annotated as immunoglobulin lambda-1 light chain-like. Lineage: Eukaryota; Metazoa; Chordata; Actinopteri; Carangiformes; Carangidae. The transcript is spliced from 5 exons. Bases 445 to 1461 code for a protein of 338 amino acids. The record is from RefSeq and is a predicted model, not a curated record.
UGUACACUGGAUUUAAACAGUUUAAUUCUACAGAAAAUAUACACAAAAAAAAUCUGAUUGGACUAAAAUGAUUUACACUGUGCAAAUAAUGUCAUAAAACAACAAUGUGAUCUUUUUUCACUACAGACAUUUCGAACAUGUCACAGGUGUAAAUAAUAAAAAGAAAUUAGGCUGAAUUCCAUUUAGCUUCUUCAGGUUCAGAGUCCAUUGUUAAUGUCACACCUGUGCUUCUCUACUGUCACAAGUCAAAAUGUCUGCAGUGAAAAAAGGCCUUCGGUCAGACAGCCGCCUCAUCUGUGGGCCGCAGGGGCUGAUGGGAGGUUUGAGGAGGUGUCAGAAACCACAUGACCCUCGUCUGAGCUCACAGCUCGUCCUUGUUUGGCCUCAGCUGCAUCAGAGCUCCACUUCUCCCCAGCUUCACCACAGGAAACACCACGGCACAAAAUGCUUUUCCUCCCAGCUGCUGCUCUGUGCUGUCUGUGUUCAGCGCUGGUUGCCAUGGCAGCAGAGCUGAUUCAGGACCAGUUAUCAUUGACCAGGAGAGUUGGUGACACAGUCUCGUUCAGCUGUGGAGGAACUGACCAGUGUGGUAAACAGCAGGUUUACUGGUACCAGAAGACGGAGACAGACCCACACAGAGUGAUUCUACAUGUUGACAUGUCUGAUGGGACGGUUAACUCACGCUACAGUCAUCCUCAGAAAGACGAUUUCUCAGCUUCAAGAAAAACAGACGGCUGUGAGUUGAAGAUAGAGAAAGUUCAACUCUCUCAUUCAGCCUCCUACUACUGCUGCUGUCAGAAGAAAGUUUCCCACAUGAUCCUGGUUCAUGAUGUGGACUCGUGGACAUCAGCUGACACAUUCAGCAGCAGACAGGUUUUUGUAUCAGUGUCUUUCACUGUGGGAGCAGCCAACGAAACCAACAGGUAUCUCAUCUUUGGCUCUGGGACUAAACUGUAUGUAACAGAUGAGGCGGUAGUGAAGCCCGUGGUGAGCGUGUGCCCAGCAGCACCCAGAGCCCACCCUGAGGGGAAGAGCUCCCUGCUGUGUCUGGCCUCAGCCAUGUCUCCUCCUCUGGUCCAGUUCUCCUGGAAGAGACAGAAGGAGGAUGGUUCUCUGGAGGAGCUGAAACCUGAUGAUGGAGAGCAGCUGGUGCUCACAGAGCCGGGACGCACCGCCGCCAUCUUGCUGAUCCACCAGCCGGAGAACAGCACGUAUAAAUACCGCUGCUACGUCGAGCACGAGGGCGGCACAGUGGAGGCCCAAACACAACAAGUUAUGGUGGCCAGAGCUCCUGCUCCUCCUCCACCUCCGGCCUCCGUCCAGCACUGGUUCAGAGAGCGGCUGCUCUGUCUGCUGUACACAGGGCUCAUCGUGAAGAGUCUGGUGUACUGCUGUGGACUCUCUGUGAUCAGGAUCUUCAGAAACAAGGGGCCGUCCACUCACAGCCGACGUGCUGACUGAGUGUCCUCCAGCAGCUUUAACCGCUCACUGAAGAUGAACGGUAUCUAACGAGCCCAUUAAGACUUAAUGAUUUAAACCAGAACCAAAGCAUGAAUUUAUUCUGACACCCUCCGUCUGUGCAGCCAACGCCUGAACUCCUGUCAUCUGCAAGUUGUUUAAAACACACAGAAGAGCCUGACACUGCUGCAUCAUGUUUUCAGGGCUUCUUUCAGAAUAAACCACUGUUAGUGUUCAUUGGAAUAAAACCACGUCUCCCAGUGCAACAGCGACUCACUGAUGUGUUUUGAACAGUUUCUGGAGAACGGUGGAGCUCAGAGAUCCAUCAGGCUGUGAUCAGACCUGCUGGUAGAGAUACAAUAACACCAUUUUUAAUCAAUGUUUUAUAGAAAAUUAAUGAAUUUCUCAGAGCUCACACAUUAUUCUCUUAACAAGUUUUAAUAUUAACAUCAAUUUUUUAUAUCUGACUGUUUAUAACUUCAUUAAAACGUAAUCAGGAGAUAACAGACACACAGCAGCUUUCAGGGUCUUUUUUUAAUAUGAUGCUUAUUUUAUAUAUAAUGUUGAAUAUAUCUGUCAGUUUCCUCAGUUACUCUUUCUUUAUCCUGAUAUUGUUUUUGCUGUAAUGUAUUUUUGAAGUGUUUUAAUUGUUAAGCGCAUAUUGUAAAAUCUGAAAAUAAAGUUCCUUUCUCUUGCUCUUA